UGGUUCCACGUCACUGCCGCUAUCUAAAACCAGUAAGAGGUGACUAAGCAGAAAAGGAAAAGCGCCGCCACGAAAUCACUAUAUCUCCGAGCUCCCACCGCGGUGUUUGCACCACUCAACUCAAUAUUCCAGAAUAUUCAAAUCUCUCUUUCUAUUGCUAGGGUUUAUCCAUGGCGACCGUUAUUCGAAACCCUCUCUUCAUUCCCUCCUCCUCUCACCACCACAAUCUCAACCGCAAUAACAGCUCCGUAUUGCUCACCCUCCGUUUCCCUCACACUUCAUUAAGACACAAUUCUCUGCAAUUCAAAUCCCGAUUCGCCGUUUCCUGCUCCCAAUCGGAACCUUCUUCCCGGCGGCGUCCUCCGUACAUCCCCAACCGCAUUCCGGACCCUUCAUAUGUGCGCAUUUUCGACACCACUCUCCGUGACGGCGAGCAGUCACCGGGAGCCUCCAUGACCUCCAAGGAGAAGCUCGACGUGGCGCGCCAGCUCGCCAAACUCGGCGUCGAUAUCAUCGAGGCCGGCUUCCCCGCCGCCUCCAAGGACGACUUCGAGGCCGUCAAGAUGAUCGCGCAAGAGGUUGGAAACGCCGUCGACGACGAUGGUUAUGUUCCAGUCAUUUGCGGUCUCUCGCGCUGCAACGAGAACGACAUUCGAAGAGCCUGGGAUGCCGUUAAGUAUGCCAAGAGGCCCAGGGUUCACACCUUCAUCGCCACCAGCGCCAUUCACAUGGAGUACAAGCUCAGAAUGUCCAAAGAGAAGGUCAUCGACACUGCUCGCAAUAUGGUCAAGUUCGCUCGCAGUCUGGGCUGUGAAGACGUUGAGUUCAGUCCUGAAGAUGCCGGAAGGUCGGACAGGGAAUUUCUUUACGAAAUUCUCGGAGAAGUUAUUAAGGCUGGCGCGACAACGCUUAACAUACCUGACACUGUUGGUAUAAACUUGCCGAGUGAAUUUGGAAGGUUGAUUGCUGAUAUUAAAGCUAAUACUCCUGGAAUUGAAAAUGUUAUAAUUUCCACCCACUGCCAGAAUGAUCUUGGACUUUCUACUGCAAAUACCAUCGAGGGUGCACGUGCUGGUGCAAGGCAACUGGAAGUGACGAUUAAUGGGAUUGGCGAAAGGGCUGGAAAUGCCUCCUUAGAAGAGGUUGUGAUGGCACUGAGAUGCGGAGCACAUGUCACUGGCAAUCUCCACACUGGAAUUAAUACCAAGCACAUCUUUCUGACGAGCAAGAUGGUCGAAGAGUACACUGGUUUGCAGUUACAGCCACACAAGGCUCUUGUGGGAGCUAAUGCCUUCGCCCAUGAAAGUGGCAUACAUCAGGAUGGAAUGCUAAAACACAAAGGUACAUAUGAAAUUAUAUCCCCUGAGGACAUUGGGCUUGAAAGAACCAACGAAGCUGGUAUUGUAUUGGGGAAGCUCAGUGGACGCCAUGCUUUGAGAAAGCGACUUGAAGAGCUUGGUUAUGAACUUAAUGACGACCAAAUUCAAACUUUAUUUUGGCGUUUUAAAGGAGUGGCUGAGCAAAAAAAGAGGGUUACUGAUGCUGACCUCAGAGCACUGGUAUCAGAUGAAGUUUUUCAAGCAGAGCCUGUCUGGAAACUUGGUGAUAUACAGGUGACUUGUGGAACACUUGGUCUUUCGACAUCAACCGUCAAACUUUUGAGCAGUGAUGGUAGAACGCAUGUUGCAUGUUCUGUUGGUACAGGACCAGUGGAUUCGGCUUACAAGGCUAUCGAUCUGAUUGUGAAGGAGCCGGUAACGCUUCUGGAGUACUCUAUGAAUGCAGUCACUGAAGGCAUUGAUGCAAUUGCCACUACCCGGGUUGUAAUUCGUGCUGAGAGUGAAACAAGUACCACCACCACUACUAGUGCUUUAACUGGACAGACUGUUCUUCGAACAUUUAGUGGGAGUGGAGCGGGAAUGGAUGUUGUUGUUUCGAGUGUCAAGGCCUACAUUGCUGCAAUAAACAAGAUGUUGGGUUUCAAAGAAACAUAUCCAUCUGCCGAAAAAAUCCCAAUUCCUUCACUGAAGAUCUAAGAAUAUGUGCUGCUGCUUUCAUAACAGCUGUUUUUGUUCAACCACGAAGAGGAAGUCAAAGUGGUGGCAGCUUGUAAGUCUCCAUAUUAAGGUGCUGUGGCUGUAAUUAAACCUGAAUAUGUUUGCAGUAAGUAGAUUAUUGGUUCACCCAAGUAGCCUUAGCAAAGAAUGUAACUUUAGGCCGUUUUAAAUAUUUACGCACCCGGGAUUCUUACUCUCAUCAUAUUUCAUGUUUUAGGGUGCUAUUUAUCUGAAAUUAUGUGCUUUGAGAUUUGGAGUGUCCCCGUUUGUUUCAGAUUGAAGACAUCUUAUGGUUUCGUCUUGUGGCUGUAAUAAAGUGCAAUGCCACCUUUUUUUGUUGAACAAUGUAACCAAAAGUUUCGAAGCGGAUGGCUGUAAAUUUGUUUUGAAAUCUCAAA
Molecule: messenger RNA, 2455 nt
Organism: Vigna unguiculata (cowpea)
Lineage: Eukaryota; Viridiplantae; Streptophyta; Magnoliopsida; Fabales; Fabaceae
Product: 2-isopropylmalate synthase 2, chloroplastic-like
Biological process (GO): L-leucine biosynthetic process
Cellular component (GO): chloroplast
Molecular function (GO): 2-isopropylmalate synthase activity
Source: RefSeq, a predicted model, not a curated record